Tinamus guttatus (white-throated tinamou) is the source of this 2370-nucleotide messenger RNA. The record is from RefSeq and is a predicted model, not a curated record. Lineage: Eukaryota; Metazoa; Chordata; Aves; Tinamiformes; Tinamidae.
AUGUCCGAGGCGGCACUGCGAGCAGAGGGAGUCAUCAGCUGCCGCCUGAGUCCAAGAGCAUUGGUUGAUUUAUUAGAAUCCAUCCUGUUCACACAUAACCCUACCUGGGAUGACUGUCAGCAGCUUUUAAAAGUGUUGUUCACAACCGAAGAGCGUGAGAGGAUCCUGACCGAGGCACGAAAGUUGGUGCCGGGAGAGGACGGGAGACCCACCGUGCAGCAGAACCUUAUCGAUGAGGGAUUCCCGUUGGUAAGACCGCCGUGGGAUUUUGAGCAACCCGAAGGUAGGGAGCGUCUCCGAACAUACCGGCAAACAUUGAUAGCAGGGUUGCGGGCGGCGGCGCAUAACUUAACUAAAGUAAUUGCUGUCAGGCAGGAAGCCGAAGAAACCCCUGCUGCUUUCUUAGAAAGGAUAUUAGAGGCGUUUAGACAAUUUACUCUUCUGGACCCUAUGAAGGAAGAAAAUCAGGCAGCUGUCAUCUUGGCAUUUGUAAAUCAAGCUGCCCCGGAUAUAAGAAAGAAAUUGCAAAAGAUUUAUAGAUUGGGGGAACAAACUAUACAGGAUCUUUUAAAGGUUGCGGAAAAGGUGUAUAAUAACAGGGAAACUCCAGAAGAAAAGCAGGAGAGAAUGAGAAGGGAAGAUUGGAGACACCAAAGGGAAAUGGCUAGAAUAUUUUUUGAAGCAGGAGAAAAUAACAAAAGAGUGGAGGAUGUGCAUCCUACGGUCCCGAAUCCAUAUACUCUGUUAAGUACAAUGCCACCAGAUAUGGGAUGGUAUACGGUUUUAGACUUAAAGGAUGCUUUUUUUUUUUUUUUUACCAUCCCCCUGAUGGAACAGAGCCAGGCAGUGUUUGCUUUUGAAUGGGAAGAUCCCGAGAGCAGAUACAAGGGUCAGUUAACUGGGAUCCGAUUACCACAAGGGUUCAAAAAUUCACCGACUUUAUUUAAUGAAAUACUGCAAGAAGAUUUGAGUGAUUUCAGGAGACAGAAUCCAGACAUAAAAUUGUUUCAGUAUGUGGACGAUUUACUGCUAGCAGCAAGAACUAAAGAGGACUGUAAAAAAGGUACGAGGAUGUUGUUGCAAGAAUUGAAUAAACUAGGAUAUCGAUUAAGUGCUAAGAAAGCUCAGCUACGUAGUCCAGAAGUCAUGUAUCUGGGAUACAAAAUACGGGAUGGUAGAUGGCUGACUGAUGCCAUGAAAGAGACUGUUCUCCGAAUACAGGAACCAAAAUCUCCUAGAGAGGUCUGAGAAUUUUUGGGGACGGUGGGAUACUGCUGCUUGUGGAUUCCUGGGUUUGUAGAAAUAGCAAAGCCCCUGUAUGAGGUGAGUCGAGAAAAGCCGGACUGGCAAUGGACUGAAACUAUGAGAAAAUCCUUUGAGAAACUAAGGUUGACUCUGUUAAAGGCUCCUGCACUGGCACUCCCUGAUCCAACUAAAGACUUCCAUUUAUAUGUAAGUGCAAAGGCAGGGAUUGCUAAGGGGGUGUUAAGGCAGAAACAAGUUGGGCAAAAACUGUAUGUAACGGCUCCUCAUUACGUAGAGGCAUUACUCAAACAGCCGCCUGAAAGAUGGAUAACAAAUGCUAGGCUGACUCAUUACCAAGCCUUACUUUUAAACCCAGAAAGGAUUAUGUAUACGUCCCCAACGACUUUAAAUCCAGCCACUCUCCUACCUAACCCAGAAUAUGAAACACCUGUGCAUAAUUGUCAGGAGGUGUUAGCUGAAACUGCGACAGUGCGGGAAGAUUUAAAGGAUGAGCCGCUGCAAGGGGGAAAAGUGUGGUUUACAGAUGGAAGUAGCUUGGUCGAGCAAGGAAAAAGAAGGGCAGGAGCUGCAGUGGUAAAUCAGAAGGGAGAGAUAGUUUGGAGCCAGCGUUUACCAGACGGCACUUCGGCUCAGAGAGCGGAACUGAUAGCCUUGGCUAAGGCAUUAGAAAUGGCAGAAGGAGAGCGAGUGACGAUUUAUACAGAUAGUCGCUACGCAUAUGGGACAGUGCAUAUACACGGAGCAAUAUACAGAGAAAGGGGAUUUCUCACCUCUACAGGAAAAGAGACCUGAAACAAAGAAGAGGUUUUGCACUUAUUAUCAGCUUUACAGAAACCUAAAGCAGUGGCAAUUAUGCAUACCUUAGGACAUCAGAAGAAAACUGAUGCAAAAACCAGAGGGAAUGCAGUCGCAGAUAGUGCAGCCCGGCAAGCCGCGUUAGAAGGACAAAUACAAAAGGUACUAGCGCUGACCCACAACAUGUUAAGAGAAGAUGUGGAAAUUGGGGAGGAUGAAUACACCCCGGAGGAGAGGGAAUGCAUCCAACAGUUGCAGAAGAACAAGGUGCUGGAGGAGGAUAUUACGAUACAGGAGGAAGAAUGUUAA